Trypanosoma grayi is the source of this 1596-nucleotide messenger RNA. RefSeq lists its product as hypothetical. The record is from RefSeq and is a predicted model, not a curated record. Bases 1 to 1596 code for a protein of 531 amino acids. The transcript has a single exon. NCBI's taxonomy places the organism in Eukaryota, Euglenozoa, Kinetoplastea, Trypanosomatida, Trypanosomatidae.
AUGUUAAGACCAUUGUGCUACUCAAGCAACAGGAAGGUGAUGCUGAAACACCACGUGCUGUUCCUAUUGGCCGCUGUGCUGUGGGGCCUGUGUGGCUGCGUGACGGCUGUGCCCGCACCGCUGCAGGGGAAGCCGAUGGCCGCUGGUGUCAUUCACGCUGCUGCAGCCGCGGUGGGGUCAGAGGGGAAGCCGGUGUCGGUCGAUGCCGUGAUGCGUGCAGGGGUUGAUGCUAUUCUUGCGGUGUCAGAGGCGAAGAGGUACGCGGACGCAGCGAGGAAAGAGGCAGAGAGCGCCAACAUCGAGGCGGUAGCUGCCGAAGCCGCAGCAGAGACAGCCGAUGCGGCAGCGAGGGGUACUAAUACUGUCAUGAGGCAACUCGACAGAUUGGCGAAGAAGUCUAAGGAUGAAGCUGCGAGAGCCACAUUUCGGGAACAAGCCACUGCAGCUGCAGACAAAGCCAGGGAGACGAUGGAGCUGUCCAACACGGCAAAGGAGGCGCUCUUGAGAGCAGCACGCAAGGCGAUAGAUGCAGAGAAGGCGGCCAGGAGCGCAAAUACGAAGGCCCAGGAGGCCCUGGAGGCUGCAAGGAGUGCGACGGCCCUCGCGGACGAGGCGUCGGGUGAUUCGGCUACUGAGAUGGAGCGGGUGUUUGAGAAGGCCGCGAAGGGCACAAGUCAGGCAAUGCCAAAGGCACAGACGGCAGCGGCGAUAUUUGGACUGGUUUCGACGGAAGCUAAGCAAGCAUCGAUUGGCUUCACAACGGCAAGCAAAAACGCAUUGCGGGCAGGGGACAGCGCCAAAGCCGCGAUGGAUCACCUGAUCAAAGUUCUGGAAGGGGAGCUCCAUGCGGGCGCUACCGGCACGACCGUGCCGCAAGUGGCCGAGGCAGUAUCGGCAGCUCAGAAGGCGGCUGACGGCGCAAAUGAUGCGGUGAAUGCUGCUACGACCGCGGCUGAGGAGGCAGCUGCAGCAUCGAGUUAUACCGGCGACGCCGUGACGCAUACUGUGCAAAUAUCGGAGGUUGUGGGUAGUGCGGUUCAGGCUGUUGAGAGGACGGCGGCGACAGCCGCGGGAAAUAAGUCGGACCGCAUGAUCACACUGGAUGCGAUGGACGAUGUGCCGCUUGCACAGUCCCCGGAAAGGCGUGGACUUCUGACUGACACUGAUACCCGCGGCACACAAUCUCCUGUCUCCCAAGGCCCGGCGGUAGAGGGAAGGCUUGAGGGGCCCGCGGGCUCCGCUAAACGGCGGUCUACUGAUCGCACAGUGGCAGACGGCAUGGCUGGACUCAGUACUGCUGCUGAACGUUCCCAUGACAAGAAGGGCUCCCAGCCAGAAGCCGGGGAAUCCACCCCAAGUUAUGGUGAAGACGGCGAUGCCGCUAUGGGGCGCUCCACAGAUGGUUCGGAUGGCGAGCUGGGUGCAUACACCGCUCGGGCGGGUACUCGUGAUGUUCGCUCCGGUCCUCUGUUCACGCCCACGAGCCAUGUGCACAGCCGGUUGCCCGACGGUGUGAGUGCGGACGCCACAGACAGCUCUGUGUGGAUGCGUGUGUCACUGCUGUUGGUGGUGCCGGCUUGCCUGAUGGCGCUCUGA